AUGACGAAAUACACCAUCCUCGUCGCGUCCUACACAAACUCCAUCGUCUCGCUCGCCUUCGACACCGAUAAACCCACCGAGCUCACCACCGUAUCCUCCACCGACGUCGGACACCACCCUUCAUGGAUCACUGCCCACCCCGAGGACCCCAACCUCGUCGUCACCGGUCUCGAGCAGUCGGACGGGAAGAUCGUCACUCUCAAGUACGACGCGGCGACUGGGAAGGGACAGGUCGUGUCUGAAGUGACGAGUGGAGGAAGAGAUCCGUGUACGCUGCUCGUUCUCCCCGAGUCCAAGGAAGUCCUAGUCGGAAACUACUCCUCAGGAUCAGUCUAUGUAGCCCCGAUCUCCACGAACGACCCCUUCGUGGCCUCGACGGGCUACACCGUCUCGUUCACGGGCACAGGCCCCAACCAGUCCCGCCAAGAAGGGUCGCACCCGCACCAAGUCAUCAAACACCCCGAAUACAACGAACUCUUCGUCCCAGACCUAGGCGCAGACGUCGUCCGACGACUCAAGAAAGACCCCUCAUCAGGCCAAUGGAAACCCGCUGGACACAUCGGCUUCGAACUCGGCGGCGGUCCUCGACAUGUCGCUUUCUACAAGGGCGAUCUCUUCACUAUCCUCGAACUAUCCAGCAAAGUCGUGCGACACACCCUCCCCCCUCUCCCCGAGGCACCUAAAUUCGUGGCAUCAGUACCGACAAUGUCCAACCCCCCACCCACACCAAACGACAUGCUCGCAGCCGAGAUCUACAUCCCCACACCCAACGCAUCCUUCCCCACCGCCUACCUCUACCUCUCAAACCGCAAUGACCCCUCACCCGAGGGCGACAUCAUCUCCAUCUUCGCCAUCGAGAACCCAGAGGAGCCCCUCAAGUUGAUCAAGGAAGUCAGAACUGGGUUGAAGCAUGUCCGUGGAAUGGAGUUCUUUGGGGACGACGAUAGGUACCUCGUCGCUGGUGGAGGACGUGGUGGAGGAGCCAAGAUCUACGAACGCGUAGACGGUGGAAAGGACCUCAAACUCCUCGCUGAGAACCCAUCCGUCGAGGCUCCUACUGGUUUCCGAGUCUUGAAAGCCUAA
This is a messenger RNA of Coprinopsis cinerea okayama7#130, 1083 nucleotides long. RefSeq lists its product as hypothetical. The transcript has 3 exons. Gene Ontology annotation, molecular function: 6-phosphogluconolactonase activity; protein binding. The coding region runs from base 1 to 1083 and encodes 360 amino acids. The record is from RefSeq and is a predicted model, not a curated record. NCBI's taxonomy places the organism in Eukaryota, Fungi, Basidiomycota, Agaricomycetes, Agaricales, Psathyrellaceae.